GAUUCUUCAGAUUCUUCAGAUUCUUCAGAUUCUUCAGAUUCUUCAGAUUCUUCAGAUUCUUCAGAUUCUUCAGAUUCUUCAGAUUCUUCAGAUUCUUCAGAUUCUUCAGAUUCUUCAGAUUCUUCAGAUUCUUCAGAUUCUUCAGAUUCUUCAGAUUCUUCAGAUUCUUCAGAUUCUUCAGAUUCUUCAGAUUCUUCAGAUUCUUCAGAUUCUUCAGAUUCUUCAGAUUCUUCAGAUUCUUCAGAUUCUUCAGAUUCUUCAGAUUCUUCAGAUUCUUCAGAUUCUUCAGAUUCUUCAGAUUCUUCAGAUUCUUCAGAUUCUUCAGAUUCUUCAGAUUCUUCAGAUUCUUCAGAUUCUUCAGAUUCUUCAGAUUCUUCAGAUUCUUCAGAUUCUUCAGAUUCUUCAGAUUCUUCAGAUUCUUCAGAUUCUUCAGAUUCUUCAGAUUCUUCAGAUUCUUCAGAUUCUUCAGAUUCUUCAGAUUCUUCAGAUUCUUCAGAUUCUUCAGAUUCUUCAGAUUCUUCAGAUUCUUCAGAUUCUUCAGAUUCUUCAGAUUCUUCAGAUUCUUCAGAUUCUUCAGAUUCUUCAGAUUCUUCAGAUUCUUCAGAUUCUUCAGAUUCUUCAGAUUCUUCAGAUUCUUCAGAUUCUUCAGAUUCUUCAGAUUCUUCAGAUUCUUCAGAUUCUUCAGAUUCUUCAGAUUCUUCAGAUUCUUCAGAUUCUUCAGAUUCUUCAGAUUCUUCAGAUUCUUCA
This is a messenger RNA of Aedes albopictus (Asian tiger mosquito), 747 nucleotides long. Its product is annotated as dentin sialophosphoprotein-like. The annotation marks the transcript as partial. The record is from RefSeq and is a predicted model, not a curated record. Gene Ontology annotation, cellular component: cytoplasm; nucleus. Gene Ontology annotation, molecular function: collagen binding. Gene Ontology annotation, biological process: dentinogenesis; odontoblast differentiation. The transcript has a single exon. Lineage: Eukaryota; Metazoa; Arthropoda; Insecta; Diptera; Culicidae.